AUGGUUGCUGGAAGGAAUGAUGAUGCGCUUGCGGCGGCGUUGACCCUAUUGGCUGGUUCCAUUUUGAAAAUGAAUAUCGGUGAUCGGGAGCGUGAUACUGAUGAGUUCCGUGCUUUGGGGAAGUGCGCAGAAGGUGCAAGAUUUGAUGAGAAUGGCAUUGAAGUGACUUGGGCACUUUUCUGUGAUGCUUUUCUGGAGAAGUAUUUUCUAAAAGAUGUUCGUGGAAAGAAGGAAAUUGAAUUCCUUGAGUUGAAGCAAGGUAAUGGUACCAUAGAUGAGUAUGCUACAAAGUUUGAGGAGUUGAUCAAAUUUUAUCCCCAUUACAAUAUUGUUAAUGCUGAGAGAUCCAAGUGUCUUAAGUUUAUGAAUGGCUUGAGACCUGAUAUCAAGAAGGAAAUGGGUUACCAACAGAUUACGAGAUUUUCUGAGUUGGUUAACAAGAGUAGGAUCUAUGAUGAGGAUAGUCGUGAGAGUGCUGCUAAUUACAAGUCCUUGCAUGAUAAGAAAGGAAAAGGGCAAUUCCGAGAGAAGUUGUAUGAUGGUAAGAAGAAAGUUGGUGAUGGCAAGAAGCCGAGUGGGAGGAUCUCACACUCCUGUCAAGUGCUUCAGAUAGUUGGUUCGAAUUUGACUUGCUAUAACUGUGGUGAGCAAGGGCACAUUAGUACCAAGUGCAACAAGCCAAAGGAGGAGCAAGCCAAAGGGAAAGUGUUUGCAUUGUCCGGUGUUGAUACUUCUGCUGAGGAGAGAUUGAUUCGAGGUUUUGAAGUUGAUUUAGUGUGUCUUCCAUUGAGUCAACUUGGUGUUAUUUUGGGAAUGGACUGGUUGAGGGUCAACCAUGUCUAUAUCAAUUGUUUUGUGAAAGUUGUUCUUUUUCUUGAGCCAGAGAAGGAAGGUGAUUUAUUCUUGUCUACUCAACAAGUGAAUGAAUCUGUGCGAGAUAGCGCUGAAGUGUUUAUGUUGGUGGCAAGUUUAAAUCUUAGUGAAUUUCCAGUUGUUCGUGGUUUUCCUAAAGUGUUUCCUGAUGAGGAAGUGAGUUUCCUUGGCCAUGUGCUCUCUAGUGGUGGUAUUUUGGUUGAUCCUUCUAAGGUUGAGGCUAUAUCUCAAUGGGAAGCACUGAAAUCUGUGUCUGAGAUUCGUAGUUUUCUUGGUUUGUUGACUAUGAAGGGUCAAGCUUUCAUUUGGACUGCACAGUGUGAAGCUAGUUUUCAAGAGCUGAAGAGGAGAUUGACUACUGCUCAUAUUUUGAUUUUAUCGAAUCCAUCAGAACCAUUUGUUGUGUUGACGGAAUUUGCUCACUUUAUUCCGAUUAGAAUGGAUUAUCCGAUGGAGAGGCUUGCAAAGCUGUCUAUUGAGAAAAUUAUUUCCGAGAAAGUAGGUGAUGUGGCUUAUCAGAUUACCUUGCCACCGUCACUUGUUAAUCUCCAUGAUGUGUUUCACGUGUCUCAAUUGAGGAGAUACAUUACGGAUCCUUCGCAUGUUGUCCAAUUAAAUGAUGUUGAGGUUAGAGAUAAUUUGACCGUGGAGACAUUACCUAUGCGGAUAGAAGAUAGAGAGGUGAAACAACGCCGUGGUAAAGAGAUCGCUUUGGUGAAAGUCGUUUGGGGAGGACCGACUGGUGGAAAUGUGACGUGA
Lathyrus oleraceus (garden pea) is the source of this 1632-nucleotide messenger RNA. RefSeq lists its product as uncharacterized. The coding region runs from base 1 to 1632 and encodes 543 amino acids. The record is from RefSeq and is a predicted model, not a curated record. The transcript is spliced from 9 exons. Lineage: Eukaryota; Viridiplantae; Streptophyta; Magnoliopsida; Fabales; Fabaceae. Gene Ontology annotation, molecular function: nucleic acid binding; zinc ion binding.